UUUAGGGUUAACAGUUAGUAUUGCGGAGCCUUCCCCGUCAUCGCUGUAUCCAGACCUUGCUCGAGAAAUUUGUUGCUGAGCCCGCACCGACCACAGGGUUUUUUAAGUGCGGGGGUUUGAUUCUUGGAGGAGGGGAGCUAUGGCAGCGCUCAGCAUCCGCAGGGGCAACGCUCGACUUCCGCCUGAAGUGAAUCGGGUGCUGUAUGUGCGUAACUUGCCGUUUAACAUUUCUUCGGAGGAGAUGUAUGAUAUCUUCGGAAAGUAUGGCGCUAUCCGGCAGAUUCGCAUCGGCACUAACAAGGACACAAGGGGGACCGCGUUUGUUGUGUACGAGGAUAUUUACGAUGCCAAGAACGCCGUGGACCAUUUGUCCGGGUUCAAUGUUGCCAACCGCUACUUGAUUGUGUUGUAUUACCAGCAGGCGAAGAUGUCCAAAAAGGUUGACCAGCGGAAGAAGGACGAGGAGUUGACAAAGCUGCAGGAGAAGUAUGGCGUGAAACCGGAGUAGUUCAUCUUGUUGCGGUAAUUGGAAGAGUAUUGUACUGGAUUCCGUGAUGUCCAACUCCACUUUGAUAUCAAGAUUGACAAAAGAUAGUACGGUUCGUGAGGGGAAAAUCAUCAGAUAGCUAUACCCAGAUUUUUAUUUCAUGCGAAAACUUAAUAGUUAGCAACUGGGAAGUGGCUGUAAGAAGUGGCCAGGCUGGCUCAUUUACACUGUAAUAUAAUGACUUGAAUCUCAGCUGAUUUCAUGCGUAA
Physcomitrium patens is the source of this 756-nucleotide messenger RNA. RefSeq names its product splicing factor 3B subunit 6-like protein. Gene Ontology annotation, molecular function: RNA binding. Lineage: Eukaryota; Viridiplantae; Streptophyta; Bryopsida; Funariales; Funariaceae. Gene Ontology annotation, biological process: mRNA splicing, via spliceosome. The record is from RefSeq and is a predicted model, not a curated record. Gene Ontology annotation, cellular component: precatalytic spliceosome; catalytic step 2 spliceosome; U2 snRNP.